AUGGAGGUAUACAUUGUGGCUCACUUGGAGAUUCCCUCAAGGAUGAAGUCUUGUGUCCUGUUUGGUAAGUGUCCAAAUCCUGUGAACACAUCAUCGGCAGCGGCAUGGUGGUGGGUCACUUUUCCAGCCAGAGAGACAAAAUGGGGGUUUCUAAGCAGAUCGAGGAAGCCGGAGAAGUCAUCGGAGACUUCUUCGCUCGGUAAUCUCAACGAUGACGAGGACGACGACGAGGACGACAUCGUUUCAUCAAGCGGUGGUGGAGGUAACGACGUCGUAUCGACUAACACAGGCUUCUGUUCUCUGGGUUCCCUAGAGGGCUCUCUUCCCAUCAAGAAAGGGUUGUCGAAUUGUUUCACGGGAAGAUCAAAGUCGUUUUCGAAUCUAUCAGACGUGAAUACGGUGGCAGAUUUGCAAAAGGAAGAGAACCCAUUCAACAAGAGGAGAAGAACCCUAAUUGCAUACAAGCUGUUGAGAAAAAAUUCAGGUUUCUACAGUUGGCAAAACCCGAAUUCAAUGCCUCUUUUGACCCUCGAAGAAGACCCAAAUCAAGAGAACAACUCAUCUGAAGACAAAGAAGAAGACAAAGAACAAAAACUCCAUUAGAGGAAGUUCAAGACCUUUUCUCCUCUCAUUCCAAUUCUCAGUCAUGUCCUCAACAAAUGCCUUCGUCUCAGCAUCAACAUCAGACGAAAGAACAAUAGCAGACUCUGAA
Molecule: messenger RNA, 712 nt
Organism: Vitis riparia (riverbank grape)
Lineage: Eukaryota; Viridiplantae; Streptophyta; Magnoliopsida; Vitales; Vitaceae
Exons: 3
Coding region: 1-603 (200 amino acids)
Source: RefSeq, a predicted model, not a curated record